This is a messenger RNA of Sparassis crispa, 231 nucleotides long. RefSeq lists its product as hypothetical. The transcript has a single exon. NCBI's taxonomy places the organism in Eukaryota, Fungi, Basidiomycota, Agaricomycetes, Polyporales, Sparassidaceae. The record is from RefSeq and is a predicted model, not a curated record. Bases 1 to 231 code for a protein of 76 amino acids.
AUGUCCCCUAAUGAGGCGUCGACCUCAGACCAAACGCCGCGCCAGCCGGAGCCCGCAGUCCAAGAAGUCCCAGGUGGAUCCUCGCCUGUGUGGUUCCCCCCCAAUACCACGACCUUCCAUGAAGAAUUGGGCAUGCUUUUCCGACAAGGAUCGUCUGGCCCUGUACUCGUACAAUGGGAGGAGAACGUGCCGACCGAAGUUCCGCCCCGGCCCUUGUACAUGGAAGGCUAG